ACAAAAAGUCUGGGUACCCAACAAAAACAGACUGUUAAAAAUGGAAUCAUAAAAGAUAGGUUAAAUUUUUAGUCUGUAAACAAAAUUUAAGCAACAAUAAAAAUGGGUUUAUUAACAGACCCAAGAGCAGGGAAUAUGAAAAUUAUUAAGUUUAUUUUACAAUGGCAAAAACUAAUAUGUUUUUUAAUGUAUAUCGCUGGUGUUACAUGGAUUUCACUUUUAGCCCUGCCGGUUUUUAAUGACAAUACAUAUUUUUCGGAGAAUGCAUUAUUGCCUGGUUUAGUAACUAAACAAAGUAAUUUAGAUGCCAGUGCAAAACAAUUUCACCAAGAACUAGUCAGUGAAAUGAAAAGAUAUCCUGAUGGGAUGCCUUACUCGUGGAUUUUAGCUAAAUUUAACCAGUUACAUUUAGAUGUUUAUACUCACAAUUUCACACUGAACUAUCCAUUUAAAAAACAACAGUUCACCGGGCAAAAUGUUUAUGGAAUUGUUCGAGCACCUAGAUCAUCUAGUACUGAAGCAAUUAUUGUCAGUGUACCUUAUAGGCCCAUUAAUAGCGUGCAUAUGACGACUGCACCAUCAAUUGCGUUAUUACUUGCCUUUGCUAAAUUUUGUAGAAAGCAAAAGUACUGGGCAAAGGAUAUAAUAUUUCUUGUAACAGAACAUGAGCAAUUAGGCAUGCAAGCUUGGUUAGACGCCUAUCAUGGAGUUGUAAGCGGACAAGAAGAUAUUUUAAUACCAGGAGAUUUGUCAGGACGAGCUGGCUCGAUUCAAGCUGCAAUUAAUCUUGAAUUACAUGCUAUGAAAAUUUCAUACAUUGAUGUUAAGGUUGAAGGUUUAAAUGGUCAAUUACCAAAUUUGGAUCUUUUUAAUCUUGCUCAAAACAUGAUCAAGAAAGAAGAAAUACGUCGAUCAUUCCAAAAGAAAUUCGAUAUUUAUCAUAGAAAUAAAUUUAAAAGGUGGUGGUAUUAUUUCAAUACUUUAUCAUCGAUGAUUAUGACUCAAGCUACUGGAGUACCAACGGGAAAUCAUGGUUUAUUUCAUAGGUAUGGUAUUGAAGCAAUUACUCUUGAAGGUUUUGAAAGAACAGAGAGAGGAAAUGAAGCAAAUUUCAAUCAAGUCGGCAAAGUUGUUGAGAGUAUUAUUAGAUCAUUAAAUAAUUUACUCGAACGUUUUCAUCAGUCAUUUUUCUUUUAUUUGUUGCCAUCAACCGAUCGAUACAUUUCUAUAGGACUGUACAUGCCAUCAUUAGUAUUAAUUGUUGGCAGUUUAUUUAUAAAAGCAUUUUCUAUGUGGUUAAAAUUACAAGAUAUACCAGUAAAUACUGACGAUAGUUGUAGUAAGAUUAGUAAAGUCAGCCAAUGUAUAGACAACGAAGAAAAAUCAGCAGAAGAUUUUCAAGUGGGAAAUAUAGCAUCAGAAAUACUAUGGUGUCAUUUAUUUGGUGUAGCAGUAAUGUCUUCACCAAAAUUGAUAACAUCAUUGGGAAUGCAGUUCUUUAACUUACAAACUGAGGAUUCAAUUUAUUAUGGAUUUUUUACAAUGACAUUACUUAUGUUAAUGUGGUUUUUCUUUGUUAAAAGGUCAUCAAAAUACGACAAUACAUCACUUAUAUGUGUUGUUGUGCUGGUAGAAUUAGCUACGACUUUAAUGUGUAUUGGAAUGCAUAAUUUUUCAUUCGCAUUACUCACCAGUAUUAUUUACGUUCCAAUUAUUCUUCUUAUUAAUCCAAAAAAAGAACCAAGCUCCAAGUACCGUAAAUUAUUAUAUAUUUUUUGGACAUUAUUACAUCCAUUUGUAAUUGUCUCUGUGAUUGUUAUGGGAUAUACUUAUUUUCAUUUUUCUGAAGACUCAUUUAUGGAAGUUAUAGAAAAAGGAAUAAAUGCUUCGAAAAAAUCGUUGGUAUUUAGUAUUAUUGAUUCUAUGAUUUAUGGAAAUUGGUUGUACAAUAUAGCGACUAGUGUAUUACUUCCAAUUUGGCUUUUAUUAUCUAAUGUAAUUGCAACUAAAACAGUUAAUUAUUAAAGAACAUUAUAAUAAAAAAAUUAAGGAUUCAUAGGUAUAAUGU
This is a messenger RNA of Microplitis mediator, 2068 nucleotides long. RefSeq names its product glycosylphosphatidylinositol anchor attachment 1 protein (gene GAA1). The transcript is spliced from 7 exons. Gene Ontology annotation, biological process: attachment of GPI anchor to protein. NCBI's taxonomy places the organism in Eukaryota, Metazoa, Arthropoda, Insecta, Hymenoptera, Braconidae. The record is from RefSeq and is a predicted model, not a curated record. Gene Ontology annotation, cellular component: membrane; GPI-anchor transamidase complex. Bases 103 to 2025 code for a protein of 640 amino acids.